GAGUGCCGUCGCACGAUAACAAGCCCAGCUAGCUGCCGCCCACCACCGUGCCGGUUACAUGGGAGGCCCUGGCCGGAGGGCGGUCGUCACCGGGUUCUACGUCUGGGGCUGGGAGUUCCUCACCGCGCUCCUCCUCUUCUCCGCCGCCGCCGCCUCCUCCACCUACUAGCUUUGUUUCUUUCUUCAUCAUAUUCAUACCACAGCCAUAUACAUACAUAUAGAUAGUCACCGAGUGAUCAGUAGCUAGGUAGUCAAGUAGGCGAUCGACGAUGGCCGGGGCGACUAUGGCGCAGCAGCCGCAGAAGGGUGGCGGUGGAGUGACCAGGGGCUUUGGAGGCGGCGGCGGCGGCGGGCCGGCGCCGUUCCUGACGAAGACGCACCAGAUGGUGGAGGAGCGGGGCACGGACGAGGUGAUCUCGUGGGGCGAGCAGGGGCGGUCGUUCGUGGUGUGGAAGCCCGUGGAGCUCGCCCGCGACCUGCUCCCGCUCCACUUCAAGCACUGCAACUUCUCCUCCUUCGUCCGGCAGCUCAACACCUACGGUUUUCGGAAGGUGGUGCCGGACCGGUGGGAGUUCGCAAAUGAGAAUUUCCGUCGAGGUGACCAGAGCCUCCUUACCGGCAUCCGCCGCCGGAAGGCCACGACGACGACUCCUCAGUCGUCCAAAUCCUCAGGCAGUGGCGUAAAACUUGGGUUCCCUCCGCCACUGCCCCCUCUGCCUCCCGCGUCGGCCAGCACGUCCGGCGCCGGCAACGACCACAGCUCUUCGUCGGCGUCCUCGCCGCCGCGUCUGGACCUCACCAGCGAGAACGAGCAGCUCAGGCAAGACAACCACACGCUGGCAUCGGAGCUGGCUAUGGCGCGGCGGCAUUGCGAGGAGCUCCUGGGCUUCCUGUCGCGCUUCCUGGACGUCCGGCAGCUUGACCUGCGUCUGCUGAUGGACGAGGACAUGCAAGGCGCUGCCGGCGGCGAGCGGGACCACGCCCACGAGGCGGAACAAGAGCACAUCCCUGAGGAAAAGAAAGUAAAGCUGUUCGGCGUGCUCCUGAAGGAGACGACCACGAGGAAGAGGGCGCGGUGCGACGAGGCAGUGGCCAGCGAGCGGUCGAUAAAGAUGAUGAGGAUGGGUGAGCCGUGGGUCGGCGUGCCAUCCUCGGGUCCGGCACGGUGCGGCGGCAAGAACUGAUGCGCACCGCGCCGCGCUGCGCAGGGGCAGCAUUGGCUCCGUUGAUGACCAGAAUGGUCCCAUCAACGUUGUGCUUAGGGAAAAUUCAGAAAAGCAGAGUAAGGACACUAAAUUCUGAAGGUAAGCUUGUUAAAAUUAAUUGAGGUAUGCUGGAGAAGUAGGAAGGCUGGAACAUGAAGAAUGUAGGAAGGUUGCAAGAUGGUGUUCAUGCUGAUCAGAGCCGCGCAGCUGUCUCCACCACAUAAAAGGUGUGAAGAACUAAUGCUAGCAGUACUAAAUUUGACGAGGUGUGAAAUUACACCCUUGUUGAGAUAUACAUAUGUUUUUUUUUAUCGUGAAGUAUAUAGUGACCUGGUUACCCAUUGUCUAUUAAAAGACUUGCUGCUACU
Molecule: messenger RNA, 1573 nt
Organism: Lolium rigidum
Lineage: Eukaryota; Viridiplantae; Streptophyta; Magnoliopsida; Poales; Poaceae
Product: heat stress transcription factor B-1-like
Exons: 2
Coding region: 270-1184 (304 amino acids)
Biological process (GO): regulation of transcription by RNA polymerase II
Cellular component (GO): nucleus
Molecular function (GO): DNA-binding transcription factor activity; RNA polymerase II cis-regulatory region sequence-specific DNA binding
Source: RefSeq, a predicted model, not a curated record